CGCUGAGUGAUGACGUCUCCUCAUUGGGCGGAAGGUUCGGUGGCUGUCGUCGGUGUUCCAGCUGGUGGGAGUUGGCUUCUCGGUGCUGGGCGCUGGGUCCCUGGUGUCUGUAGCUGGGAAGUUGGGCUGCGGGGUCGUCCCUGUCCUUCUGCUUCCAGUGUUCCUGGGUGUCAUUCUGCGGCGCGGGGCCUCGCCACGGACUCUCCGGCCCUGGGGGGGACCACGGCUUUAGUGGUGCCUUUCGCGAGUUCUCUUAAGUACAUCUUAAAACCUUCAAGAUGGUUCUAGCAGAUCUUGGAAGAAAAAUAACAUCAGCAUUACGCUCAUUGAGCAAUGCCACCAUUAUCAAUGAAGAGGUCUGCAAUUGAUCUUGAAGAAAUGGCAUCUGGUCUGAACAAAAGAAAAAUGAUUCAGCAUGCUGUAUUUAAAGAACUUGUAAAGCUUGUAGACCCUGGAGUUAAAGCCUGGACACCGACUAAAGGAAAGCAGAAUGUUAUCAUGUUUGUUGGAUUGCAAGGGAGUGGUAAAACGACAACAUGCUCGAAGUUAGCGUAUUAUUACCAGAGAAAAGGUUGGAAGACUUGUUUGAUAUGUGCAGAUACAUUCAGAGCAGGAGCGUUUGACCAGCUAAAACAGAAUGCCACCAAAGCAAGAAUUCCAUUCUAUGGAAGCUAUACAGAAAUGGAUCCUGUCAUCAUUGCUUCUGAAGGAGUGGAGAAAUUCAAAAAUGAAAAUUUUGAAAUUAUUAUUGUUGAUACAAGUGGUCGGCACAAACAAGAAGAUUCUUUGUUUGAAGAAAUGCUUCAAGUUUCUAAUGCUAUACAACCGGAUAACAUUGUUUAUGUGAUGGAUGCGUCUAUUGGACAGGCUUGUGAAGCCCAGGCAAAGGCUUUUAAAGAUAAAGUAGAUGUAGCUUCAGUAAUAGUGACAAAACUUGAUGGUCACGCAAAAGGAGGUGGUGCUCUCAGUGCAGUUGCUGCCACAAAAAGUCCAAUUAUUUUCAUUGGUACAGGGGAACAUAUAGAUGACUUUGAACCUUUCAAAACACAGCCUUUUAUCAGCAAACUUCUUGGUAUGGGUGACAUUGAAGGCCUGAUAGACAAAGUCAACGAGUUGAAGCUGGAUGACAAUGAGGCACUUAUAGAGAAGCUGAAGCAUGGUCAGUUUACAUUGCGAGACAUGUAUGAACAGUUUCAGAAUAUCAUGAAAAUGGGCCCAUUCAGUCAGAUCUUGGGGAUGAUUCCAGGUUUUGGAACAGAUUUUAUGAGCAAAGGAAAUGAGCAGGAGUCAAUGGCAAGACUGAAGAAACUGAUGACAAUAAUGGAUAGCAUGAAUGACCAAGAACUGGACAGUACAGAUGGUGCCAAGGUCUUUAGUAAGCAACCAGGCAGAAUCCAGAGAGUUGCCCGAGGGUCAGGUGUAUCAACAAGAGAUGUCCAAGAGCUUCUGACGCAGUAUACCAAGUUUGCACAGAUGGUGAAAAAGAUGGGUGGUAUCAAAGGACUUUUCAAAGGUGGUGAUAUGUCUAAGAAUGUGAGUCAGUCACAGAUGGCAAAAUUGAAUCAACAAAUGGCCAAAAUGAUGGAUCCACGUGUUCUUCAUCACAUGGGUGGCAUGGCAGGACUUCAGUCAAUGAUGAGACAGUUUCAACAAGGUGCUGCUGGCAAUAUGAAAGGCAUGAUGGGAUUCAAUAACAUGUAAAGAAGAUGCCUUAAUAGAAACUGACGUGGUUGAUUAUGUUAUCUGCUUAGGCCUCAGAGUUUCCCUUCCUUUUGCAAGUGGGGUAGAACAGUGUUCUUGCCUGUCUCGCCCUCAUUCUUUCCUCAUCGUUUUCCUUCUGUCUUCCUUCUGACGGAAGGGAGAAGUGGCCGGUUGUUUCAGAAGUCAUCAUAUUCCUGCUUUAAAUCUUCUGUUCGUUUCACCGUCAUAACACUUCUUAAGUUAAACAAAUCAUGAUGUCAAAUUUUAGUUCGUAAAGGUUUUUAAUUGUCUCAAAAGCCAAGCAUCUAUAAACAGUCUCGAUCAGUAAAUUACAUGAUAUUGAAGGAAAGUCUGCAAAAUAAACUUCAAGUGAUAAUUUAAAGGGUCGUUAACUUUCUUUAUGGUCUAACGUGGUACCCCCUCCCCCCAAAGUAGACAAAAAGCUGGCAGGUACAUUUCGAGGGAGAUAUGGUAGAAAUAAUUUAAUCAUGAAUAUUAGGAAAUGUUAUUUAUUUUAGAAUAAAAUAAUUUAUUACAAAAACCUGAGCUUUGCUAUUUUAAUUAAAAUAAAAAAAUUUGGUUAA
This is a messenger RNA of Microtus ochrogaster (prairie vole), 2285 nucleotides long. It is a transcript of the gene Srp54, whose product is annotated as signal recognition particle 54. Gene Ontology annotation, molecular function: GTPase activity; GTP binding; ATP hydrolysis activity. Gene Ontology annotation, cellular component: cytosol; signal recognition particle, endoplasmic reticulum targeting. NCBI's taxonomy places the organism in Eukaryota, Metazoa, Chordata, Mammalia, Rodentia, Cricetidae. Gene Ontology annotation, biological process: SRP-dependent cotranslational protein targeting to membrane; SRP-dependent cotranslational protein targeting to membrane, translocation. The transcript is spliced from 15 exons. Bases 334 to 1701 code for a protein of 455 amino acids. The record is from RefSeq and is a predicted model, not a curated record.